UCUAUCAAUAUAUAUAAACACUGAUUAUGUUACGCAAAAUCACAGCACCCAAACAAUCAAGCCAAUGGCUUGCAUAGAAGUAGCAUCAAAUCCUAAGCCUCAUGCAGUUUUCGUCCCCUACCCAGCCCAAGGCCACAUUAAACCAAUGCUUCAAUUAGCAAAACUUUUCCACCAUAAAGGUUUUCACAUAACCUUCGUUAAUACCGAAUUCAACCACUAUCGUUUUCUCAAAUCGCUUGGUCCAGACUCUCUUAACGGCUUCCCUGACUUCAACUUCGAAACCAUUCCCGAUGGCCUCCCACCUUCUGAUUUCGAAGUAACUCAGGAUAUCCCUUCUCUUUGUGAUUCCAUUCGAAAAAACUUAAGCUUGCCUCCAUUUCUUGACCUCCUUGCAAAGCUUAACGGCAGUGCUUCUUCUUCUUCUUCUUCUUCUUCUUCAAAUAACAAUAAUAAUAAUAAUAAUCCUCCCGUGACUUGCAUUGUUUCGGAUCGUCUCAUGCUGUUCACUAUCGGUGCGGGUGAAGAAUUUGGGAUUCCUGUUGUAAUGUUUAUUACAAUAGCUGCAAGUGUUUUCAUGACGUACAGUCAGCUACCGGCUCUGGUAAAAAAAGGACUAGCCCCACUAAAAGAUGAGGCUUGUUUAAUAAAUGGGUUUUUGGACAAGGUUAUUGAUUGGAUUCCCGGAAUCAAAGACAUCCGUUUAAGGGAUAUCUCGACGUCUCUCCUGACUACAAAUCCAGAGGACAUCAUGUUCAACUUCAUGUUGGAAGCAUGUCAUACACUUCCUAAAGCUUCAGCAUUUGUCAUACAUAGUUUCUAUGAGCUCGAACCUGAAGUCUUGGAUGCUCUCUCUUCGUCUACAGAAACUCCAAACAUUUAUGCCGUUGGGCCCCUACAACUUCUUCUCAAUCACAUAUCACAAGACUCUUCCUCUUCCUCUUCCAACCAAAUUGGAUACAGUCUAUGGAAAGAAGAAACUGAGUGCCUCAAGUGGCUCGAUUCCAAGCCACCAAACUCGGUUCUCUAUGUGAACUUCGGCAGCAUAACGGUCUUGACACCACAACAACUCGUCGAGUUCGGCUUAGGACUGGCAAAUAGCAAGCAAACAUUCUUGUGGGUAAUUAGGCCUGACUUGGUUAUAGGUGGUGAAGCUGUUUUACCACGUGAAUUUGAAGACCAAAUUAAAGAGAAGGGUUUUAUAGCAAGUUGGUGUCCACAAGAACAAGUCCUCAAUCACCCAUCGAUUGGAGGGUUUUUGACACAUUGUGGCUGGAAUUCAACCAUUGAGAGUUUAUCCGCUGGAGUGCCUAUGUUGUGUUGGCCAUUCUUUGCGGACCAGCCAACGAAUUGCAGAUUUAUUUGCAAGGAAUGGGGAGUGGGAAUGGAGAUUGACAAUGAUGUUAAAAGAGAUGGAGUAGAGAAGCUUGUAAGAGAGUUAAUGGAGGGAGAAAGAGGUAAGGAAAUGAAAAGCAAAGCCUUGGAAUGGAAGAAAUUGGCCCAAGAGGCAUGUGGUCAAAAUGGUUCUUCAGCAGUAAACUUGGACAAUUUGGUCAAGCAUGUUUGUUCUUAAUUGUUAUUGUAUCUUUGUUUUUGCUUGUUGUUUUCAAUUCAAUAGCAUGCAACUGGGUUCCUAGUUCAUUUAUUUCAUUUAAUCUAAAGUAUAUG
Molecule: messenger RNA, 1665 nt
Organism: Ziziphus jujuba (common jujube)
Lineage: Eukaryota; Viridiplantae; Streptophyta; Magnoliopsida; Rosales; Rhamnaceae
Product: 7-deoxyloganetin glucosyltransferase
Exons: 2
Coding region: 65-1570 (501 amino acids)
Molecular function (GO): UDP-glycosyltransferase activity
Source: RefSeq, a predicted model, not a curated record